Messenger RNA from Aedes albopictus (Asian tiger mosquito), 579 nucleotides. RefSeq names its product astacin-like. NCBI's taxonomy places the organism in Eukaryota, Metazoa, Arthropoda, Insecta, Diptera, Culicidae. Bases 1 to 579 code for a protein of 192 amino acids. The record is from RefSeq and is a predicted model, not a curated record. Gene Ontology annotation, biological process: proteolysis. Gene Ontology annotation, molecular function: zinc ion binding; metalloendopeptidase activity. The transcript is spliced from 2 exons.
AUGUAUCGGCCUCAGCAUGAAGUUGCCACAUCAGAUUUGCAGACCAUUCAAAGCGCCAUAGAUCAAUACACACUGCUGACCUGUAUACGCUUCGUACCUCGAACCAAUGAAACGUACUACGUAUCAAUCUGGAACAAUCAAACUGGAUGCCACUCGUACGUUGGAUUCAACGCCGACAACAGCUACCAUCAGGUCAAUCUGCAGUCGCCAGGAUGUACCACUUUCAUCGGAACCCCAGUGCACGAGCUAAUGCACUCUUUGGGAGCAUUCCACGAGUUUACACGAGCAGAUCGUGACAGCUACAUUACCAUCAACCGUUCAGCCCUACAACCGCAGUAUCAAACAGAUGAUUUCUACAAUUCAAACUUUCAAAUAACGCCGCCUCAGUACGUGUCGACGUAUUCUACCCCGUACAAUUACAACUCGGUGAUGCACUACUCUCGGUAUGCCGGAGCUGCGAAUCCCGCGACGCCUGUGAUGUCCCCGAAGAAGCUGUGGUUCACCGAUUUUGGAAACAAUUUUGGCUUGACGAGCACCGAUGUCCAGCUGAUUCGAGCCAUGUAUUGCCCCUUGGGGUAG